AUGCACUCUAUCGUCCCCGUGACCCCAGACCUGGAAAUCAGAGAAGAGCCGAAACUGACAGGAGUGGGCGGAAUCUGCGACGAGCCGUUCCCAUGGCAACAGUGGAAGCAGCGCGGGUGGUUCCAGGCGGCCCUGGUCCUGGUGUCUCUGAGCGUGCGGUCCCUGGAGCGGCUCAUCCCUGGCUUCAGGAACAACGAGCAGAAUUUUGACGCGGAUUACAUAGGCGUGGGCUACAAGGACAGGGGGCGCCGGUCUACAGCUCCCCACGAGACAUACGCCAGAGAGUUCGCCAAACGACGGACCAACAGCGAUUCGGACUGUUACACGCACUUCUACAUCGACUCUGCCAGUGCUCCUUGCUCCCCGUUCCUCAAACCGUAUAGAUUGGAAAACCGGUUCACGGAAGCUGCCGGUUCCGGCUCGGUCCAAACUAGCAGAUCCAGAUCCCCGUCAGCAAAAGCGUCAAAGAAGAAACUUUCUAUGAGUAAAGACAGAAAACAGCGGACGAGAAACGCCGAAUCCGGAUCUGAGGAAAACAAACCGAGUACGGGAAGCCACGGUUGGCUUUCUUCCCACAGACUUUAUCACUCUCCCAAUCAUCAACAACAGCUACAACAACAACAACAACAACAGCAGCAGCAGCAGCAGCAACAGCAGCAGCACGAACAGGGUGGAAGCGUGACGAACACAUCUCCGGAUAAACCGUCCCAGGGGAGCUCUUGCUUGCCCAGCCCUCGACGCAGGAAGUCUACUGGGGAGAAGCUCAAAGAGACAUUCAGCAGUAUUACCGGUGGUAGCCAGCACUCUCAGCACGACUCGGACUCCUCCUCCGGCCCCUCUGGGAGUCACCACAACAGCCCCACGAGCGGGGCCAGAGGCUCGCACGUGCUGAAAAAGACGCUCAAGUCCAACUUCAUGAAGAAACACAGCCUGGACCACCACAUGCACGGCAUCUCUCUCCCCUCGCACUUCAGCGUGAGCGUAGACAGCACCAGCAGCACGGCCGACUCCGUGGACUCCGUUAUUUCACUCACGGGCGACGUGGCGUCGGGAGACGAAAGCCCCUCCUCCUCCCCCUCCGCCCCCUCCCCUCUCUGCCAGCAACAACAGACAGCCCCGCCCACUUCGUGGACCACGCCCACAUCGCCUGACGCCGGGGUGUUCGGGAGUCCGGAGACGUCGUCGAUUGUUUCCUCCACCACCCACACGCCGGACGAGCCCCACACGUCCUCCUCCUCCCCUGUGUUCAACAUCUGCCCGCCCACCCCCGCCCGCCCCGGCACCUCAGAAAGCUGCUACUCCGUCUCCGACAUUUCCGUUCACGCUAAGGGCGAUAACUCCUCACCCCCUUCCUGUUUGGCGUCACCAAGGAGACCGCAAAGCGCGCCAAAUAACACAGGUCUCAACCGAGAGGUUUCUUCGGGAUCUUUGAGUUCCCUCACGCAAAGUUCUUUCCUUGCCACAAAGGCGGAUUACUUCAGAUCUGACGGAAGGUGGAAGCUUAUCCUGGAGCAUCGAGACGCCUGGCGAAGAGACACGCCAAGUUCUGACCGCACGCGCAUGGACGUGCACUCCAAGACACACCGGAUCUACUUCCUGGUCACACGUCACGAGCAGCGUGACCCCCUGGUGACCCCGAACGUCCAGGACAAGCGGCACGUGCUCAUCUCGCUCCUGCAGGACUACAGGCAUGGGCCCUCCACCGCCAACUCUCUGCUGGUCCCCAUUGGAUUCUGCCUCUACAGGGCCAAGCAUUUCGAUAGGGAUGAGAAACGCCACAUCUCUAAACUCCAGCUGAUUGGUCAUGUGGACGGGGAGGCGGACCGCCGGGAGAUCAGCGCCCGCUUUGACCUUGACCCCGGAGGUUACUUCCUGGUGCCUUACUACCAGGCAGACUCGCACCAAGGGGAGUUCAUCCUGAGGGUGUUGGCGGAGUCGGACAUCGGGCAGGCCAAGGCUGGCUGCAAAAUCUCUUGAAAGGGUUUCCCGAGAGUGCAAGAGGACUCUAACUUUGCUGGCAGCAGAGGACGGAAGGGCGCGCUCCGACAGAGAAGCGGAGAGAUUUCUUUUCUCCAACUAAGCGGAUUCUUAUAUACACACACACACACACACACACACACACACACACACACACACACACACGCACACACACAAACACCCCCCCACACACACAUUUCAUUGCUUUGACUGAAUGGAAAAUUGAGAUGAGAACUCUGUUCAUAUUGUGUUGUGUGUGACGAUCGGUUGCUGUAUGAUUCCGAUUAAUAUUUUGUGAUUUUCAUGUCAUGCUUUGAACAUAUUUGAUAUUAUACAUGGUGUUAUUAACUAUUCAAAUAACAAAUCUUUUAAAAUACAUUGUUACAAUCAUCGGGAUAACUCUAAAACAAGUCCUGGAUCCUGUUUACUUAAAUGUCUUUUAAAAAUUUUUUCAUAACCUAUCACGCCUGCCUGUGAUUAUUUUUCAAAAGUAAGAUGCUAUUUUACUAUAGACGUUUCAUUCAAAAGGUUGUGAGCUGCAAAAAUACAGACAUGGGCGACCAUGAUAUCUUUAUAUUUUAAACCUUGUACUCUCUCUCUCUCUCUCUCUCUCUGUCUCUCUCUCUCUCUCUCUCUCUCUCUCUUUCUCUCUCUCUCUCUCUCUUUCUCUCUCAUGUACGCUUGAUUCAACCUCGUUCGUAAAACAGUAUGGCUUGAUUUUCAAGCCUCUUCAUUCUUCUUUUACGUUCGUCAAUUUAUCAUUCUGUAGUUUUUGUGAAGAUUGGUACUUUAUUAAGUAGGAUUAAAAAAAGAAAGAAAUGCAAUUAGUUUUCUAAUUUAAACAAUUAUGACUUCUCUUAAAUUUCAUUGAGCAGAAAAGAAAAUAAUGACAGAAUCAGACACGUUUUUCCGAUUUAAAACACUACGUGAAUGUGUGUGUGUGUGUGUGUGUGUGUGUGUGUGUGUGUG
This is a messenger RNA of Aplysia californica (California sea hare), 2946 nucleotides long. RefSeq lists its product as uncharacterized. The coding region runs from base 1 to 1977 and encodes 658 amino acids. The record is from RefSeq and is a predicted model, not a curated record. The transcript is spliced from 6 exons. Gene Ontology annotation, cellular component: cytoplasm. Lineage: Eukaryota; Metazoa; Mollusca; Gastropoda; Aplysiida; Aplysiidae.